UCGACACUCGGAAAUCAAAGAAGUCAUACUACUGCGACGGUUGCUGGCUUCCUCUGGGAGCUACUGUGGCUUCGCAUUAAAUUCGAGUUUCCAAAGUGAUGGUGAAGAGUUACUGGUCACAAUUUCUCCGAUCUCAUUUCCGAAUCAAAAGAUCCUUUUCAUCAUCUGUAUCUCAAGUUUUUGGUCCCCCUCCUCGUGCUCCUCAACGAAGAGUAGUUGUUACUGGUUUAGGAAUGGUGACUCCGCUUGGUUGCGGAGUGGAGACUACGUGGAAGCGACUUGUAGAGGGGGGUUGCGGAAUAAGGGCACUUACGCCUGAGGAUCUCAAGCUGGAUGUACUUGACAGGGAAACGCAACUGCAUACAUUCGACCAAUUGACAUCCAAAGUGGCUGCCAUGGUGCCGUGUGGAGACAAUGCUGGUGAAUUUAAUGAAGAAUUAUGGUUAAAUUCCAAGGAGCAUAGAUCCGUUGCAAGGUUCAUAGCAUAUGCACUAUGCUCAACUGAGGAAGCUCUUAAAGAUGCAAACUGGAUUCCCACUGAAAAGGAGAAAGAAAGGACGGGUGUUUCAAUUGGUGCGGGCAUUGGUAGCAUCAGUGACAUUUUGAAUGCAUCCCAAAUGGUUUGUGAGAAGCAUUUACGCCGGCUUAGUCCUUUUUUUGUUCCACGAAUAUUGAUCAACAUGGCAGCAGGCCACGUGAGCAUGAAAUAUGGAUUCAAGGGACCAAAUCAUGCUGCAGUAACAGCUUGUGCUACUGGUGCCCACUCUGUUGGUGAUGCUGCAAGGAUGAUUCAGUUUGGAGAUGCGGAUAUUAUGAUUGCUGGAGGAACAGAGUCUAGCAUUGACGCUUUAUCAAUAGCAGGGUUUUGUAGGUUAAGGGCCUUGAGUACAAAGCGCAAUUCUGUCCCACAAGAAGCUUCACGACCUUUUGAUUGUGGUCGAGAUGGAUUUGUGAUAGGUGAGGGUUCUGGUGUUAUGGUAUUGGAGGAACUUGAGCAUGCACAAGAACGAGGAGCAAAAAUUUAUGCAGAGAUUCGAGGCUAUGGGUUGUCAGGUGAUGCAUAUCACAUUACUCAGCCACACAAUGAUGGGAGAGGUGCGAUUUUAGCCAUGACACAUGCACUAAAGCAGUCUGGUCUUCAUCUUGAUCAAGUGGAUUAUAUAAAUGCUCAUGCUACAUCCACACCUCUAGGUGAUAUGAUAGAAGCCAACGCUAUCAAAUCUGUAUUUUCUGAUCAUGCAACCUCAGGUGCUUUGGCAUUGUCGUCCACAAAGGGUGCUACUGGUCAUCUUCUUGGAGCAGCAGGAGCAGUGGAAGCAAUCUUUGCAGUGCUAGCUAUAUAUCAYGGGAUUGUACCGUUGACACUCAAUCUCAGUCAUCCUGAUCCCAUCUUUCGUGAUGGUUUCAUGCCUUUAACUGUGUCAAAGGAGAUGCUGAUUAGAGCAGCUCUGUCAAACUCCUUUGGUUUUGGUGGGACAAAUGCAUCCCUGCUGUUCACAUCUGCUCCGUAGCAUUGACGAUGGAUGAAUGAUCUUUGCUAGGGAAAGCUCAAAAGAAGCAAGCCAUGGGCGAUCAUCAUUCAAAUUCAAACAACCACAAACUUAUGGCUUCAGUAGUUUCAGACAAGCCAUGAAGUUAUUUAAUUGCCUUCACAGCAUAAUGUUUUUAAUCCUUUUUUCCUUUCAUGUUAGAUGGGAACUACUGAGAAGUUUGAAAGCUCAGUGAUGGGAGAGACAUGGAGGCACACGACAGUCAACAUAGGAUGUAUUUUAUAAGAAAUCUGAAUGAGGGAAGCAUUUUCAGUCUCAUAUAUUCAAAUAAAGAGAAUAUGAACUUUAGUUUUGCCUUGCUAACGCUUUGGGAAGCGUAGGUGCCUGUGUUGUAAUGUAUGACUGCUCACGGUGCCUAUACAUUUUGAUGUCAAAGAUUCACAUAUAUUGCUACAAUAUAGUUGAAAUUUAUUCAAUGAGGCAAGUAAAAUUACAUAAAUGAAAUUUGGUGGCAUUAACUUCUUA
Messenger RNA from Nelumbo nucifera (sacred lotus), 2015 nucleotides. RefSeq names its product Beta-ketoacyl synthase. Lineage: Eukaryota; Viridiplantae; Streptophyta; Magnoliopsida; Proteales; Nelumbonaceae. Gene Ontology annotation, biological process: fatty acid biosynthetic process. Gene Ontology annotation, cellular component: mitochondrion. Gene Ontology annotation, molecular function: 3-oxoacyl-[acyl-carrier-protein] synthase activity. The record is from RefSeq and is a predicted model, not a curated record.